Molecule: messenger RNA, 1714 nt
Organism: Amphiprion ocellaris (clown anemonefish)
Lineage: Eukaryota; Metazoa; Chordata; Actinopteri; Pomacentridae
Gene: hgh1
Product: HGH1 homolog (S. cerevisiae)
Exons: 10
Coding region: 185-1309 (374 amino acids)
Source: RefSeq, a predicted model, not a curated record
CCCGGAAGAAAGGAGGAGUUUUGCCGCAGUGUCCACAUGGUGGAGAGUUUUGGUGUUUUUUUUCGGUGUUUUUCUGGUAUGUUUUUUGUGUUUUCCAGGAUUUUAACAGCCGCAGGAGAACCGAUAGAAGCGAAAUGAAACCCGGAGAAGCUCUGUAGCGGCUUAAAGUUAGAAACUUUUAAAGAUGCUGAGUGAUGCUGAAGCUGCAGAACUUCUCUCCUUCCUGACGCCGACGACUCGACGGGACGUCAAAGGACGAGCCACCGAGUACAUCCUGGGACUGUCAGGACACCGUGAUGGCUGCCGCUUCCUUCGCUCUAAACCCGAUGUCGUCUCCGCUCUGCUGGUUCUGACCUCCGACCCGUCCAUCGCCAUCGUCAAGGACUGCUUCCACGUCCUGAUCAACCUGUCGGCCGACGAGACUCUGCACCAGGUUCUGGUGGACGAGGUUAAAGUUCUGCCGGUUCUGCUGAAGAACCUGGUGGAUCCAGACUACGUCUUCUCUGAUCAGAUCUGCACCAUCCUGUCCAACCUGAGCCGCCACGAGAAGACCUGCCGAACCGUGUUCAAGGUUCUCCAGGAGCAGCUCGAUGUGGCUCAGCUGGUGCAGAUCUUCUGCACUGAAGGUUACAAUCAGAGAGCUAAACUCCACUACCUGGGCCCUCUGCUGUCCAACCUGACGCAGCUACCUGAGGCCAGAAACUACCUGCUGGACCCGGACAGGUGUGUAAUUCAGAGGCUGCUGCCCUUCACUCAGUACCAGGCGUCGGUGGUCCGGAGGGGCGGAGUCAUCGGCACCCUGAGGAACUGCUGCUUCGACCACCGGCAUCAUGAGUGGUUGCUAAGCGACGCCGUGGACAUCCUGCCCUUCCUGCUGCUGCCGCUGGCCGGACCAGAGGAGCUGAGCGACGAGGAGAAUGAAGGUCUGCCGGUGGACCUGCAGUAUCUACCAGAGGACAAGAAGAGGGAAGAAGAUCCAGACGUGAGGAAGAUGCUGCUGGAGACCCUGCUGCUGCUGACGGCCACUAAAGCCGGCCGACGGACGCUGAAGGACAAGAACGUCUAUCCCAUCAUGAGGGAGUUCCACCGCUGGGAGAAGGACGUCCACGUUGCUGCGGCCUGCGAGAAGCUGGUCCAGGUUCUGAUCGGAGACGAACCGGAGUCAGGGAUGGAGAACCUGAUGGAGGUGGAGAUACCUGAGGAGGUGGAGGAGAAGCUGAAGGAGGCCGAUGCCAGAGAGCAGGAGGAGCUUCAGAAGAACCAGGAGGAGCUUCAGAAGAACCAGGAUAAAUCAGGGAGGACAGACUGAUGCAGUAAAACUCACAAAGCUCCAAAUCAGAAAUAAAACCGGAGAACGUUGAACCUCUGGACCCCAGAAGCUGCUGCUGGGUUUGAAAGAAAUCACCAGAAAUAUUUGUGAUUUUUAGCUUUUUAUCCGUUUUAUCAGUAAAAUAAGGAAACAAAUCCACUUUAUUCUGCGUCUCAUUGACAGAUGAGCCACAAAUCAACAGGUUCUGUAGAAUAAGUGGACCUGGAUCCAUGCUGAAGAAAAAUGAGCAGAAUCACUUCAGACUGUCAUUAAUGACCUUCAUGAACUUUUGUUUUCUCACAGUUUAAUUAAUAUCCACUGAACGGUCUUUUUUUUCUCUUUUUGAACUCCUGAGCUGAUCUGUAGACAAUGCAGGAGUUCAAAUAAACAUCUGUCAGAAGUUAA